AUUACGCGCAGCCAUGUAACGCAGUCUGUAGAUUUAUAUGACAGUCUGCAGGAAGACCGUGUACAUACUGAUCACAACAUACGGUAUGUCGGCCAGAGUAGAUGCACAUACAGUGACGACCUGGUGUGCUCUAUAUACAGUGCUAUGUCCUGAUCUUCAAGCUCCACGUCACUGACACGUGUUUGUAUGCCGAUCUCUAGACGGAACAGACAGAAAACUUUCAGGUAAACGCUGGCCGUUCGAGAUAUUUUUGAGGAUUUGGCGCAUAUUCAACCUGCACACCGUCAUAUACAUGAUAUAGAUAUCCUUAUUAUCGAUCGCUCAGUGUGAAGGACAGGAGCAAGUGCCGCCAGUUAUGAGUUUGUGCCAGGCAUUCUCGGCAGAAACGCUCUCCUCCCCACAUACGUUAAUGUCUCAUACAGGCAUUUCAGUUAGCGACGAUCGUGGAACAAGACGAGCUCUUUAUCUGUGUCAGUGCUAAACUAUAUAUAUUUAUGUAUGUCUGCCUGUAACAUUCUAGAGAUCAAGCUAACAAAACAUCUGCACACUGACAAGUGCAGAAUAACCUGUAGCGCUAUAUACGCCUACAAUGUGUAUAUGUAGACGGGUUGCGCUACACCGUGGGCAGUCCGUUAACGUCUGGGUGUUAAGGUGUGAGGGACGACAUUAGGUAUGAACACUGUCUUUAGGUCCAUAUAAUCUGGGCGUGACACUACAUCCUUCGGCCAUGUCGAUAGAGAUGGUGGCCAAGCGACCCCUCCUGCAGGACGAUGGGGGUCGCGGGCUCUACAGCACUGACGACGAAGAUGAAGAAGAGCUCUUUACGCAGCCGCCCAGUAAAGGACAGCAUGCCUUAAAGGAAAAAGUGACAAUAACCACACAUGUCAAGUUGCUAACGGCUUUCGCCUCCAUAGGGCAGUUUUUGUUUGGGUACGACACUGGGGUAAUUUCAGGCUCAAUGCUGUUUAUACGGAAGCAGUUCGGACUUGGUGACGUGUGGCAGGAGGCUAUAGUCAGUGCCACAAUUGUAGCUGCUGCACUGUUUGCGUUCAUCGGAGGACCUGUGAGCGACUGGAUAGGGAGGCGUCUCACGGCAGUAGGGGCCGGGUUACUCUUCACCUUGGGGUCCGUCGUGCUUGGCACCGCUAGUGGACCACCUGUCAUCCUUGCAGGAAGAGUCAUUGUUGGAUGUGGGCUAGGACUGACUUCGAUGUGCUUACCAAUGUAUCUGUCCGAGUGUGCCCCGGCGAAGGUCAGAGGUCGUCUUCUUCUUAUCAGUUGUACCUUCGGAUGUUCCGGCAUGCUCUGUGCCAACAUUGUCGACGGAUUCUUCAGCUAUAAGAAGACAAAUGGCUGGAGGUACAUGCUAGGAAUAGCCUCGAUGCCGUCUGUCAUCAUGGUUGUAGGGUUCUUACUGCUGCCGGAAAGUCCUCGCUGGUUGGUGAAAGCAGGAAAACUCGAACGCGCCAGAUAUGUCCUGGAAAAGCUUCGCGCCCCUGAAGAAGUCGAAAAUGAACUCUCUGCGAUCAGAAAAAUUUGUGAUGAAGAUAAUGUUAAAAAACUAGAAGCAGGUAAAUUCGUACUGCUCCGAAUUUUGCGCCACGCAUCUACCCGUCGGGCCCUGUUGAUCGGCUGUGGACUGCAGAUGUUUCAGCAACUUGCCGCCAUUAACACGGUCAUGUGUGAUACUGAGUCUAAUAGUGCUGUCUGUGGGAUUCGUGUUGGCAGUGGUGUAUUCUCCGGCCGUUAUUCCGUCCCAAGCAAUCAAUAA
This is a messenger RNA of Liolophura sinensis, 1771 nucleotides long. RefSeq names its product proton myo-inositol cotransporter-like. Gene Ontology annotation, molecular function: myo-inositol:proton symporter activity. The coding region runs from base 728 to 1771 and encodes 347 amino acids. Gene Ontology annotation, cellular component: apical plasma membrane. Gene Ontology annotation, biological process: transmembrane transport; myo-inositol transport. The transcript has 5 exons. NCBI's taxonomy places the organism in Eukaryota, Metazoa, Mollusca, Polyplacophora, Chitonida, Chitonidae. The record is from RefSeq and is a predicted model, not a curated record.